GUGAGUGCAUUGCAAUUAGAUCGCUGCACACAUGAAGUGUUGUGUGGUAUAAACUGCUACAAUCUCAGUACGGUGGUUACAUGGAGGUCUCAGUGUUACAGAAUUUCACUGAUCAUGAACAAGAAGCCUGAGCGGAUCCUGAAUCACAUCCGGGAGAUUCUCUACCUGCUGACAGGAGAGCGUGUGAAUAACUCACUGACAGUGAGUGACAUGACCAGGGACAAGAUGACAACAGAGAGGAUACUGACUCACACCCUGCAGAUCAUGUACCUGCUGACAGGGGAGGUGCCUAUAAAGUGUGAUGAUGUUGCUGUGUAUUUCUCUAUGGAGGAGUGGGAGUAUAUAGAGGGACACAAGGAGCUUUACAAGGACGUCAUGAUGGAGACUCACCAAGCACUAAGGACUAUGGAGAUCCCAGGAAAUGAGAGCUCAGAUGACAAUUAUGCUAAGAUUUCAUGUAACACGGAACAAUCCGAAGAACAGUGGCAAAUAAAUAUGCCAGAAGCUGCAAAGCUUGAACUAUGUGACAAUAUAAGUACAGGUGAAUUCACAAACUGCAAUAAUCCUAGUCAUAAUCAGAGUGCAGAUGCUUCUUUACAUCUUCUUCAAAAUCAAAGAAGCUACGUGGGAAAUUUAUGUUCUGAAUGUGGGAAAUGUUUUCUUAAGAAAUCCCAUCUUCUUAAACAUCUAAAAAUUCAUACAGGAGAAAAGCCAUUUUCCUGUCCUAUAUGUGGGAAAUGUUUUAAAUGUAAAAGCAUUCUUCUUGCUCAUCAGAAAAUUCAUACAGGAGAAAAAGAAUUUUCAUGUUCUGAUUGUGGGAAAUGUUUUACUCAGAAAUCAAAUCUUAUUCGUCAUCAGAAAAUUCAUACAGAGGAGAAAGGAUUUUCAUGUUCUGACUGUGGACAUUUUUUUACUCUUAAACGAACUCUUAUUAGGCAUCAGAAAAUUCAUAAAGGGGAGAACGGAUUUUCAUGUUCUGACUGUGGGAAAUUUUUUACUCAAAAAUCAAAUCUUAUUACACAUCAGAAAAUUCAUACAGGGGAGAGAAUAUUUUCAUGUGCUGACUGUGGAAAAUGUUUUACUCUGAAGUCAAAUCUCAUUAUGCAUCAGAAAAUUCAUACAGGGGAGAAAGGAUUUUCAUGUUCUGACUGUGGGAAAUGUUUUACUCAGAAAUCAAAUCUUCUUAUGCAUCAGAAAAUUCAUACAGGGGAGAAAGCAUUUUCAUGUUUUGACUGUGGAAAAUGUUUUACUCGAAAAUCAAAUCUUAUUAUGCAUCAGAAAAUUCAUACAGGAGAAAAAGCAUUUUCAUGUUCUGAUUGUGGAAAAUGUUUUACUCGGAAAUUAACUCUUCUUAUGCAUCAAAAAAUUCAUACAGGGGAGAAAAGAUUUCCAUGUUCUGACUGUGGAAAAUGUUUUACUCAUGAAUCAGAUCUUAUUAGGCAUCGGAAAACUCAUAUUAAAAUAAAUCAGAGUUUAACCUCCUAAGUGCAGAGGGUGAUAUGGUAGUUGUCACCCGCACAAUACCAAGUGCUGAUGAUGACUGCAUGUUAACCCUGGGGCCUGCAGUUUUGGAGCUGUUUGGGGUCCCUUCUGCACCUCAAGCAUUUAUAAGGUUACCCCAGGGUGUAUUUGACUGAUUUAAAUCAUGGUUUUCAUUUUUAGAAUAAGUUUUCAGAUUAUUUUUUUAUAGUUAUACCAGGCUAUUACUAAAUUGGUUAUAUAUCAUUAGAUAUGCAUAGAUAGAUCAUUAAAAUAAUUGAAAUUAUUUGGAGGUGAACUAUCUCCAGUUUAAUUGGUUGAUCAUACAUAUUUGAUCAACUUUUCACCUGUACUUUAUUGGAAGGAGGAACAUUAUUACAUUAAUAAUAACAAUAACAAUAGUUUUAUUUUACUAAAUCAAUAACAUUAUUUUUUAUUUUUAAUGCUUGUCCCUCCCUCCUCACACUUAGGACCUUGUGCAGAUCUAUUCCACUCCAAACAAUCUUCUAUUCAGUAAACUUCUUGAAACUUGUAUGGUUUGGUUCUGUGUACAUAGAUUUGCAGGGGAAUAAUGGCA
Bombina bombina (fire-bellied toad) is the source of this 2056-nucleotide messenger RNA. RefSeq names its product zinc finger protein OZF-like. The transcript is spliced from 6 exons. The record is from RefSeq and is a predicted model, not a curated record. Gene Ontology annotation, cellular component: nucleus. Gene Ontology annotation, biological process: regulation of DNA-templated transcription. Lineage: Eukaryota; Metazoa; Chordata; Amphibia; Anura; Bombinatoridae. The coding region runs from base 115 to 1485 and encodes 456 amino acids.